AUGUUCCAAGGCAGUAGGGGAAAGGCUGGUGGUAGUGGCACGAAUAGCGAUGGCGCUAACAGGGGGACAACUGACGGGAAUGAUCAACUGCUCUCUCGCAAUUUUUAUUACGGUGGCCCAUUGGAUGCACCGGACACCUCCUUGUCUCCUGUUUUCAGAGCAGUGACUCCAACUGAUGCCACGGCCUCCACAAAGGCUGACAAUGCCGCUGCAGGCCCUUACUCCUUAUCUACUGCCCAACGAGGUAUACCGUUAAUCGUGUUUUAUGGCAACAACGCCAUGUCUGACUCUCGGUUUCACGAAGUUGUGGCACAGGAAGAGGAACGACGUGUGACUCGGCACAAAAAACUUUUUGAGGACCUCAUAGUGUUUGAGGGUGGGGCGCUUUCAGACCACGAUUCACUAGGCACCUCACUUAUCAUGCAGGACUUUAUUCACUUUGCUCUCUAUCAUAAGAAGUGGGGGUAUUAUCCGAAGCUGGACUGCAAGUAUCGACAGUUCAUGACAAGCGGUUACUUUGAUCCAGUACCAUUUGGCAGCCUUCGGAAUCAGCAUGACUAUGAACGUUAUGUUGGCAAGAUUCACAAUUCAACUCCUGCCUGCAUUACGCCAACACAGCUUUUUCACUCUCACUACGGUUGGGUGCUGGCGGAAUAUUUAAUGACGAUGAUGCGGGCAAAAUUUGACCCCCAUGAGCCGCUUGUCGUGUAUGACGUUGGGGCAGGAACAGGGGCACUGGCGGUGAGUGUGCUGGACUACCUUGCGGAGCACUUUUCUGUCGUGUAUGCGCAGUGUGAGUACCACGUGGUGGAGCAAAAUCCUUAG
This is a messenger RNA of Trypanosoma rangeli, 825 nucleotides long. RefSeq lists its product as uncharacterized. Gene Ontology annotation, molecular function: protein-arginine omega-N symmetric methyltransferase activity. Gene Ontology annotation, cellular component: mitochondrion. Lineage: Eukaryota; Euglenozoa; Kinetoplastea; Trypanosomatida; Trypanosomatidae. The record is from RefSeq and is a predicted model, not a curated record. The transcript has a single exon. Bases 1 to 825 code for a protein of 274 amino acids.